Oryzias melastigma (Indian medaka) is the source of this 3442-nucleotide messenger RNA. Its product is annotated as mucin-2-like. The record is from RefSeq and is a predicted model, not a curated record. The transcript has 7 exons. Gene Ontology annotation, cellular component: extracellular matrix. Lineage: Eukaryota; Metazoa; Chordata; Actinopteri; Beloniformes; Adrianichthyidae. Bases 2361 to 3413 code for a protein of 350 amino acids.
GGUAAAUGUCAACAUAGUAUCUGGGCAAAAAGCUUUCAAAUGACAGAAGAUCCCCUCAAACAAAAGGUUUUUGAUAAAACAGAUAAAAUAGAUAAAAAAAAUUAACAUUUUACACUGUCAAAAACCCAAACCUUUUCACAUACAUGAAAGCAUUUUAAACAAUGUUUCACAAACUCUCCUAUUACUUUUGUUUCAUAAAUGUAUUUUUCUACUCCAGAAAUCGUAGCUUCAUCUGCUCUACAAAUGAUUCCACACUUAAAAAAAGGGAGGAAAAGAACAUUAGAAAAUUAGAGUAUAUUGAAUAAAAUGCAUUCUUAUACAUGAAGGAUUUACUGCAAAGCUCUUUUAACAUCUCCACUUUCUUUUUCAGUCUGUGACAUUAUCUGCUACUCAAAUAUUUGCUUCUCUGUACGUUUUUUUUUUCUGGUUUGUCCCGUCAAUUCAUUCGACACAUGGUUUCUGUAUUUAGCUAUUAUUUAUCUCUCUGUUCUAACUAGUUCUGUCCGUUUUGAUGCACUGCUUCUCUUUUCAUCAUACUUGCUUUUUAUCGGCACAGCUCUUGCUUUUUUGUUUCUUCCCUUUAGCUCUUCUUAUUUAGAAGAACCUUCUUAAACCCUCAUUAAUUACCUCAGAUUGUAGGGUUUUGUUCUGUUUAGGUUCCAAAUUUCUAUGUGCAUUAUAGAUGAUCAUUCUAAGUUUAGUUUAUCUUUCUACAGAAUUCCAAAUAUUCCGUUUUUUUUUAUAUUUGUUCGUUAGUUUGCUUUUCCUACCUUUGAUGUAAUAUUUGAUUUCUUCAGGACAAUCCAUUUGAAUUUUUAUGUCCCUCUUAUUCCUCCUUCCAGUUCACAAAAUUACUUUGACCCAACACCACCCUGAACCUGAGUUUAAACAUACCUACCUGGCUAUCAAGAUUUAGGUAAAUAAAAUAAAUCUGUCAGAAGUAGGGUUUUCUUCUCACUAGGUAGCCUCAUUUCUGUAACUCUUAGUUGUUGUGUAGCAGUUUAUAUAUUUAAUUUAUUAGAGUUUAGUAAGACAAGUCAACCUAAAAUCUGUGUUUUCAGCCUGAACAAAUCUGAACUAACCAGGCAUGUACAUUUUGUUUUGUGAAAAUGUUCUUUUUUUUACUUUUUUGUGAAUGAGUGAAAUAAAAAGCCUACAGGAUUUAAAAAGUUAAUAAACACUAGAGCACAAACAUAAGUAUUUCCUCUUGAUUUGGGCUUUUAAAUGGACAUUAUGACUUAAAUCUGUAAGCCAUUAAAAGGAAUUAAAGCAAAAAAAAAAAAAUGAAACAGUUAAAACAAUAAAAGUAUGCGUUUCCUGGGAUUCAUAUUAAUGAUGUUUGUUUGAAGAAAGAAGAUGCUCAUCUGUUUAAACAUUAUGAGUGUUAGCAUUGUGGUCUGAGCAGCAUCCUAUUCUGGCACAUCUAAUCCUGUUUGUUAAAAGUAAAAAUCGUUGUACCAUAAAACAAUAGUCCCUGAAAAGAAAAUGUUUGCAUUGUUAAUAUGUACUCGGCUUUGUUUGGGAACCAGUUGCUGCAAAAACUUGUAAAUUCAGACAGGAAAACUAGUCAUAAGCAGAAUAAAUAAUAAGAGAGGCUUAAAUUCCAGCAUUUGCAGGUAUAUAUUACAAUAAUAUUUGUUUCAAAUGGGAGCAAGGGCAUAAGUGUAAAAAAAUGUUUCAGUGAAAAAUCUUGGGCUCAUUGGCAAUUUAUUAAGUGGUUUCUGUUAUUUCCUGUUUAAUUUUUUUUUUUUUAAAUGCUCAAUAAGUUACAAAAAAGCAAUAUGAACACGUCACAUAUGUGCUCAGAGUUUUCAUUUUAUAUUAUGGCAAAAUUUUAAAUUUAGAAUUUGCUGAUUUUAGGUAACUAUGAUUAUUUACAACAAAUACACAACAGUAGAAACUGUAACAUUUAACACAUUGUGUAUAAAGAUGGAUGAUAUCAUCAUAAUAAAACUCUCAAGUUUUAAGUCCACACCUGAGCUUGUUGAAAGCGGAACAAGAUUUUUUUGUUAUUAAUUAAACCCCAUGAGGAAAAAGAGGCAUUGAAUGUAUUAAAUUAUAUCACAAUGAUCUACAGUGUAAACAUUAAGCAGAAGGUGACGUACACUAGUCUUUAAAGACUGAAACUUAGACGGGAAGGAAAAUCGAGGCAAAAGCUUUUGGAAUAUCUACUUCUACAAUGACUUCAUAAUAGACAAACUGGAAUUGUUACUGGAAGAACGGGUGGGAAUAUCAUAGCAAAGAAGCCUCAACAGUUGACACCCAGAAUCUGCUGGUAACCACUCCUAAACUGCAAACAAUUGGGGGACUAUAUAACCUGCUAUCACUCGUGGGGUGCUCAACUCUCCAUCAGCACAACCAUGGCAACAACUGGGAUGCUUAAAGAAUGGGCGAUUGCAUUGCUCGCCCUGUGUGCUGGACUGUCUGCAGCUGCCACCGUUCAUAACCAUGUCAACCGAGUGUGCAGCACAUGGGGCAGAGAGCACUUUAAGACCUUCGAUGGCUACGUCUACCAAUUUCCUGGUUUGUGCGAAUACAACUUGGUCUCAGAAUGCCAUUCGCCCUAUCAAGCCUUCUCGGUGCAUCUGAAAAGGGAAAUGAUUGAUGGAAACCCUACAAUCAGUUACGUCAAGGUCACCGCCAACGAGCUUUCUUUCCAACUCAGCAGAAGUUCAGUCACUGCCAACGACGGAACAAAUGUGACUCUGCCAUACCACUACGGUGGGGUUAAAGUGGAAAAAAGUCAAGUGUAUACCAAGCUCGAGUCCAAACUUGGCUUUACUGUCAUGUGGAAUGAUGAGGAUGCAGUCAUGGUGGAGAUUGACAAUGACUUUGCAAAUCGUACCUGUGGUCUUUGCGGUGACUUUAGUGGUUCUCCACUAAAUGAGUUUAUAGAAAAUGAUCGGAAAAUCAGUCCCAUCGAGUUUGGUAACAAACAGAGAGUCCAACUUUCAAAUGAUGAAUGCGAGGACCCAAGUGAAGAGGAAGAGGAACUGGUGAAACCUGUGAACGUGACAGAACCCUGCAAAAAGUUUCAAAGCGACUGUGAGGAUUUGUUCCGCACAGACUCCUGGAGCCCCUGCACCAAACUCCUUGAUCCUGCAGUUUUCAUCCAGGCCUGCACUCAGGACAAAUGCAGCUGUAGCAACAGCUCAGAUGACUUCUGUGUCUGCAGCACACUGUCAGAGUACUCUCGGCAGUGCUCCCAUGCAGGAGGAGAACCUCCCAACUGGAGGUCAUCUCAGUUUUGUGAUAAAAAGUGUCCGUACAACAUGGAGUUUAAGGAGAGUGGCUCACCUUGCAUGGACACUUGCACACAUCAGGAAACAAGUUCAAUGUGUGAAGAACAUAGAAUUGACGGCUGUUUCUGCCCUCCAGGUUCGUUUUCUUUACAUUUAGCCUUUAAACUUUGAUGGUCAUUUUUUUUUUUUUAGAAAAAACA